Messenger RNA from Phasianus colchicus (ring-necked pheasant), 2718 nucleotides. It is a transcript of the gene LARP7, whose product is annotated as La ribonucleoprotein 7, transcriptional regulator. The record is from RefSeq and is a predicted model, not a curated record. Gene Ontology annotation, biological process: RNA processing. Gene Ontology annotation, cellular component: ribonucleoprotein complex; nucleus. NCBI's taxonomy places the organism in Eukaryota, Metazoa, Chordata, Aves, Galliformes, Phasianidae. Gene Ontology annotation, molecular function: RNA binding.
GGGCGGCGCGGCGCCGCGCCGUUGGGUGCGGGACGCGUGCCGGGCGGCGGUUGCGGUCUUAAGUGCGGCGUGAGGCUGAGGCGUUCCGCCCGCCCUUAGAGCCACAGUCGGCCCGCACCGCCCGCGUUCCCCGGGAACAGGUGGCUGGCUGGUCCCGCUGGUAACGGUUAGGUCGUAGCGAGGAGAAUCUGCUUCUUCUCUUUGUUUGAAACGGGAGAAGGGAGGCGAGGCUGUGCGGUGCCUCCGGGGCGCUCCGUCAGCAGCCGCUAACGGGGCAUCGGUGCUUCUUGUUGUGCGUGUGUCCCGUGCGCUGCCUGCUGCUCCGCUCCCGCUCCGCCUCCGUGAAUGAGACAGUUCGUGCAUCCAGGAGAGAAGCACCGCAAUAUGUCGGCUUCUCAGAAUGACGGGAAUGGAGACUGAAGCUGCAAGAGACAAAGCCAUGGAAGAAGAAAGCACUGAACAGAAGAAAGAGAGGGAGAAAAAGAAGAGGUCGAGGGUUAAACAGGUGCUUGCAGAUAUAGCUAAACAGGUGGAUUUCUGGUUUGGCGAUGUUAAUCUCCACAAAGAUAGAUUUCUUCGAGAACAAAUAGAAAAGUCCAGAGAUGGAUAUGUUGACAUAUCACUUCUUGUUUCUUUCAACAAAAUGAAAAAAUUGACUACUGAUGGAAAAUUGAUAGCACGAGCCGUUAAAAGUUCUUCUGUUGUAGAGUUGGACUUAGAAGGAACUAGGAUUAGAAGACGCCAGCCCCUGGGUGAACAGCCAAAGGAUGUGGAUAGUCGUACAGUCUAUGUGGAGCUUCUUCCCAAAAAUGUCAAUCACAGUUGGAUUGAGAGAGUGUUUGGGAAGUGUGGUAAUGUAGUUUAUGUCAGCAUACCCCGGUAUAAAUCUACUGGUGAUCCAAAGGGAUUUGCUUUUGUUGAGUUUGAAACUAAAGAGCAAGCGGAAAAAGCUAUUGAGUUUUUGAAUAAUCCUCCAGAAGAAGCGCCACGGAAACCUGGGAUUUUUCCCAAAACAGUAAAGAAUAAGCCUGUCCCUGCACUGAACACAAGUAACAGCUGUGUAGUGGAGGAGAAGAAAAAGAAGAAAAAAAAGAAAUCCAAAAUGAAGAAAGAAGGCAAUGUACAGGCAGCUGUAGAGGCAAAGGAAUCUAAUGUGAACACUACAACAGAGCAAGCACCCAAAUCAAAAAGACACAGGAGUUCAUCGGAAUGUUCAGAGAUGGGGGGAAUUGAGGUUCACAGGCAGCUCUCAAAGAGAGAGAAAAGAAAAUGGGACAGAUCAGAAAGCUCAGAAAUACCUUUGGAAACCAGGCCAGGAAAGAGAAAAAGAAGUAGUUCUGGAGAUGGUGAGAUAUCAGUUGCAAAAGUCAAGAAAACUGUUCAGAAGGAUGAAGUUCAUCCUGUAAAAGAAGAAACAGCUGAAGCUCCAAAAGAUUCUAAUGAAAUUCCUGUGGAAGAUGAUAAAGAUGGUGAUAAAAAAGACACAUCACUUUCAAAGUCUAAAAGAAAGCAUAAGAAAAAACACAAAGAAAGACACAAGAUGGGUGAAGAAGUUAUUCCACUCAGAGUACUCUCAAAGACUGAAUGGAUGGAUUUGAAGCAAGAAUAUUUGGCUCUUCAAAAAGCCAGUAUGGCCUCCUUAAAGAAAACAAUGUCCCAAAUCAAACCUGAGCCUGUGGGAGAGAUGAAAACGAACAAUUGUGCACCAAAAAAUCUUCAGUCUAAAAAUGGCAAAUCCACCAAUGAAGAUGGUGCCCCUCCUGUCAAGGCUAACACAAUGGGGCCCCAGUUUGUGAGUGGAGUAAUUGUGAAGAUCAUUAGCACUGAGCCCCUGCCGGGCAGGAAGCAGAUCAAGGAUGCCUUGGCAAUGCUGGCUGAUGUUGCUUAUGUUGACAUGCUAGAAGGAGACACAGAAUGUCAUGUCCGUUUUAAUACUCCAGAGGAUGCGCAGACGGUCAUGAAAUCUCACAAAGACCUACAGAUAAAAAACAACUGGAAAUAUGAAAUUCUCACUGGUGAUAAUGAACAACGUUACUGGCAGAAGAUUUUAGUGGAUAGACAAGCUAAACUUAACCAGCCUCGAGAAAAGAAGCGGGGUACUGAAAAGACCACGGUGUUGAGAGAGUGUUGCAGUGAACUUGGCAGGGAGCAUCCCCAACUCCUGCCCACAGAACAUACUUCCAGUCAUGAAGGGUUCUUUAUCAAGGGAGUUUGACCUUUCACCCUGAAGAGAGGGGCCAAAAGGUAUUUCACAGAUGCUUUAUUGCUAGGUUUACUCAACACAUGUAUUGCAGAUAAGGCUUCCGAGUUGGCUUUAACCUGUCUUUGUCAUUGCUUACAAAACUUCAAAAUCAUCUGACCUUGUUUUACAGUGACUAUAUAGACUUGUGGACAAGUUCUGUUUCCAAGAUGCCAUGUUAAUGCACACAAUACUGAGUUUCCUAGUUGUCCUAUAUAAUUGGGAAGACAUACUGAAUUUACAAAAAAAAAAAAAACUAAUUGCACAGUCUUCUCAAGCUGUACUAUCUUCCUUCUCUAAAUGUGCUUCCACGGAUCUCACAGAUACAUGAAUGUAGUCCUCUUAUUAACAGAUUUGCACAACAUAUUUUUCCAGAAUAAGUGAUUGGAUUUUUCUGGACGUAUAAGAGAUGUCUUUGAAUCUUAGCUAUUAUUCCUUAAUAGAAGCAGUAUUGGACUCCAUGAAUGUGAAAAAUAAAG